Medicago truncatula (barrel medic) is the source of this 1259-nucleotide messenger RNA. RefSeq lists its product as uncharacterized. Bases 138 to 1043 code for a protein of 301 amino acids. The transcript is spliced from 2 exons. NCBI's taxonomy places the organism in Eukaryota, Viridiplantae, Streptophyta, Magnoliopsida, Fabales, Fabaceae. The record is from RefSeq and is a predicted model, not a curated record.
CAACUCUCAUUUCAUCCGUAUGCUAUUAUUACCCAAUCCAAUUUAUGUACUAACACCAAACAAAUUUCCCAGCAUCUCACCCACUACUCCAAAGUCCAAACUCAACACAAUAUUCAAACUCAACAUAAUACCAAAAAAUGCAAUCAUUAGCUUUCCUUUUAGCUUUCUUUAUAUUUUUUACAUCAAUUUCAAACAUUUCACAUUCAAACACACUCCCUUCAUAUCCCACUCCAACAGAAUCCCAAAUAUGCAAACUAGACCUCUCCAACGAACUCUUUGGCGGCGUCAACGAUGCAUGUGGAAACAACCUCGAUCGAAGCCGCUGUUGUCCCGUACUCGCGGCCUGGCUCUUCGCGGCUCAUGCGCGAAGAGCAUUAGAGAUUUCUCCUCCACCACGGGAAAAUUCAGUCGAUCUUCCGAUGAUGCCGGAUGAUUCUCAGAAGUGUGUUAACUCCCUUCAAGACUCGCUUCGCGACCGGAACAUUAUAAUACCGACACCAAAUGCUAGUUGUGAUGCCAUAUUAUGCUUCUGUGGAAUCAGGCUUCAUCAAAUAAGCUCGUUAAAUUGUCCAAACGCUUUUAAUGUUUCUGUUUCUACUAUGGUGCACAAUGUAUCUGGUUCUCAUAAAGCUACCCCUACUGCUGCUGUUCGUGACUUGGAGAAGAAUUGUCGUAACUCUUCUUAUGCUGGUUGCACCAAUUGUCUUAGUGCAUUACAAAAGUUAAAAGUGCACAAGAAGGAUACCAAGGAGAGUGACCGAGAAAGAAAAAUGUACAACCGGGAUUGUCAAUUGAUGGCAUUAACAUGGCUGUUAGGGAAGAACAAGACAUUGUAUAUACCAACAGUAUCAGCAGUGUUACGUGCAGUAAUGUACAGUGCUCAUCCACAUGAUAUAAAGUGUAGUCCAGACCAAGAGAACAUGCCCUUAGCCGUUGAUUCCAUGCAAUUUGAUCACACAAGUAGUAGUGAGGCACCAUCUUCACCGUUGAUUAAAUUCUUUUGGAGUAUGAUUGUUAUUAUGAUUGGGACCCAAACUGUCUGAAGUGUCUACUACAUGGGUUGUUUGUGUCAGUCACGUGAAACUAUUAUUAUUGGACAACAGAACAAGUAUAUGCAAAGAGACAAAGAUGUCUGUUUGAGUUUUGUCCAUUUUUGUCACGAGCCUCUCUUUUCAAGUCUCUUUUCGUAUAAACUUUUUUUAGCACUAUUGUAUAUUUGCUUGUUAUAACAAGAUAUUCAAAUAUGAUGAUAUUUUAUG